CGCCUCCCCUACAUAUAGUAGUUGAUGGGGUUUGGCCAGUCAGGUGAUAUUUUCCGCUUCACCAUUUUGUGCUGCUGCUCCGCGGUGUAUUUAACAGAAGAUUCGUGACUUGUCCAAAUACAUCUCUAGUUAGCUACAUAGGUUUCCCAGUUUACAUUUAAAGAGCGUGUGGCCGUCGAUAGGUGUAGUCGGUAAGCCAUUAAGGGGAACCGCAAUAUCCGUUUGGUAUUCUUUUAAACCGAGAAUGUCGUCCGAAAGCCCCGAAUACUCUCCGUUCUUCGCAGUGAUGGGAGCCUCUGCAGCUAUGGUUUUCAGCGCCUUGGGAGCAGCCUAUGGCACGGCUAAGAGUGGAACAGGAAUUGCUGCCAUGUCAGUGAUGAGGCCAGAGCUCAUCAUGAAGUCCAUCAUUCCAGUGGUCAUGGCGGGUAUUAUAGCCAUCUACGGCCUGGUGGUAGCGGUGCUCAUCGCCAACAACAUCUCCGAGAAGGUCACCCUCUACAAGAGUUUCCUUCAUCUUGGUGCUGGGCUGAGUGUGGGCUUGAGCGGGUUGGCAGCUGGCUUUGCAAUUGGUAUUGUAGGUGAUGCGGGGGUUCGGGGCACGGCGCAGCAGCCCCGGCUCUUCGUGGGCAUGAUCCUCAUCUUAAUCUUUGCCGAGGUCCUCGGGCUCUACGGUCUCAUCGUGGCCCUCAUCCUGUCCACGAAAUAAACCAACAACCUCUCCACCAAUCUGUCUUAUGUUGCUGAAGGAGGAAAAAAAUAAAUGAAUGACAAAAUACAAAUAAAUUAUUGUAUAAUAAAAAAUGGCUCCAUAAAUAUGGUCUUCUCUCUACAAUGUGUACAGUUGUCCCAAUUUGAUAGUCAUAUGCAAUGUAGUGAUUUGUCUGUCCUGUGUGUUGCAAAAUGUAUGAAGAUUCCCCCCCCACUGGUUUACAGCCUCCAUGCUUGCCAGGUUUCUUGCUGAUUUCUGCCUCUGGUCUUAGAGCUGACCAAAGGGCCCCCACUGGCUUACAGCCUCCUGCAUUGAUCUGGCUGUUUACAUGAUUUCUGCAUUUAAUGUCUGAGGAUCUAUUUGUAAAGGAACAUAUGUAUGGACUUAAAGUUGUUUUUUUUUUGUUUUAUUUAUAAAUGUUUAAAUGGGGCAAACAUCUUUAAUUCCCCAUGAAUUCUAUAGAUUUAAUGCACUGUGGGUUAACUGUGAUGUGGUUGGAGUUCCUCUGGAUGUAUUAUUUGGGUUAAGAUUGCCUUCAGUGUGUGGCUGGUGGAGUGGGCGUUGUGUAACUGUAUUUUAAUCGGGAUGAAAACAUUGCAGUGUUUCGAAUGUGUUCAUGUAGUACCGCUGUUUGAUUGCAUUAAAGGUUGUUGCCCAGUGUUGGGUCUCACAAGUGUAAUUUUCAAAACAUCUUCUCUCCAGCUUCUUCAUCCCUGCUCGUCUGUUGAUUGUUCACCACACAUCGCUUCCAGUAAACAUGCCUGGAGUUAGAUUUUGGUUGAAAAUUCCUUGUACUUACUGUAAUUCAAAUGGGUAGCCAGGUGAUGUUUUGGUGUAGGAAUGUUUCACAGGUAGUAUGCUUAAGAUAUGGGUUAUUUUCAAGGUGAUGUUGGUAGAAAAAAAAGGGUACCAUUUAGCUCAAUUCAUUGUUUUAGAAAUCUUACAUUUUUAUUAAAAAUAAACUUCAUUUGAAUU
Molecule: messenger RNA, 1684 nt
Organism: Oncorhynchus mykiss (rainbow trout)
Lineage: Eukaryota; Metazoa; Chordata; Actinopteri; Salmoniformes; Salmonidae
Product: V-type proton ATPase 16 kDa proteolipid subunit c
Biological process (GO): proton transmembrane transport
Cellular component (GO): proton-transporting V-type ATPase, V0 domain
Molecular function (GO): proton-transporting ATPase activity, rotational mechanism
Source: RefSeq, a predicted model, not a curated record